Messenger RNA from Daldinia childiae, 1170 nucleotides. Its product is annotated as Tyrosine-tRNA ligase, cytoplasmic. Gene Ontology annotation, molecular function: ATP binding; tyrosine-tRNA ligase activity. Gene Ontology annotation, biological process: tyrosyl-tRNA aminoacylation. The record is from RefSeq and is a predicted model, not a curated record. Bases 1 to 1170 code for a protein of 389 amino acids. Lineage: Eukaryota; Fungi; Ascomycota; Sordariomycetes; Xylariales; Hypoxylaceae. The transcript has 2 exons.
AUGACUCCCGAGGAAUCGAUUGCCUUGAUCAAGGUCGGCCUGACCGAAGUUCUCAAUCCCGAAAUCAUCGAAGAUGUUAUCCUUAAUCAGAAACGAGACCUCAAAGUCUACUGGGGAACGGCCACGACAGGACGGCCUCACUGCGGCUACUUCGUGGCAAUGGUAAAGAUCGCAGAACUUCUCCACGCCGGAUGUCAUGUCAAGAUCCUCCUUGCCGACUUACAUGCCUAUCUCGACAACAUGAAGGCCCCGCUCGAACUAAUUGAGCAAAGACUCAAGUACUACGAAUAUAUCGUAAAGAGUUUACUAAAAGCUGUAGGCGUAGACAUCACAAAGCUAGAAUUCGUCAAGGGAAGUUCCUACCAAAAGAGCGAGAAUUACACAAUGGAUCGAUUCAAGUUGGAGGGUAUGACUAGGAUAUCGGUUGCGCAGAAGGCUGGUGCCGAAGUCGUCAAGCAGACUAUCGAUCCGUAUUUAGGUGGUCUGACCUACCCCCUGAUGCAAGCACUCGACGAGGAGUACCUUGGCGUUGACGCACAACUCGGUGGUCUGGAUCAACGCAAAAUCUUCACGUUUGCUCUGGAGAACCUACCAAAGAUCGGUUACAAGGUCAGGGCGCAUCUGAUGCACUCAAUGGUGCCUGGUUUAGGAGAGGCACAAAAGAUGAGCUCCAGCGAACCGGAUUCUAAGAUCGAUUUGCUAGAUUCCCCCGACGCGGUGUCCAAGAAGUUGAAAAAGGCCGUGUGUGUACCUAAGAAGGUUGAAGGCAACGGUGUUGUGGCCUUCGUAGAGCAUGUUAUUUUCCGGGUGGUAGCUAUAAAGACUGGAGGAAAGCCUCACUUUACAGUCGAGAGAAGAGAAGGAGAGCCCCUUAUCUACGACGACAUUGAAAAAUUAAAGGCAGAUUACGAGGCAGACAUACUCACUCCUCAGCUUCUUAAAGCUGCCUUGACGAAAGCGCUGAACGAGCUCUUAGACCCCAUCAGGAGCGAGUUCGAGGCAUCAGAGGAAUGGCAGAAGAUUGCAGAGCUAGCUUACCCGUCAGAAGAAAAGCAGCAAAAAGUGAAGAAGCAAAAGGACAAGGGCGACCCGGCUAAGCGUGCAGCUGCGCUCGCGGCGAAGGCAGAACAGUUGAAGUUGAAAGAGGGUGGAAGCGAAGAGUCGAAAUAA